UCGUCCUCUUCACCCUACUCGUACGUUCAUCCCGUCCCCCCCUCCUCCUCCCUCCUCCCACCUCCCAUCAUUCUGUACAUUUCGCGAGCUUUUGUUAUUUUUGCUUUCGUUACGCUCUCGCUGUAGAUUUCCUCAUCGUUUAUACUGAUAAACAUGACUGAGACAGACAAAGCAAAGAGCACUCAGCCGGAGGAGGCUCAUGUUGAGGUUACGGAUGACAUUGACCCAGAGUUGGAGGCACUCCUUCAGACUCCCCCACUUGAAGGUCUGACGGAUGCUCAAGCCGCUGCCCGUUUGCAGCAGUUUGGUCCGAAUGAAAUUCCUGAGAAAAAGACCAACCCAAUUCUCAAGUUCCUUUCUUUCUUUGGCGGUGCCAUCUCUUACUUGCUUGAGAUCGCGGCUAUCGUUUGUGCCGUUCUCGGAAACUGGAUUGACUUUGGUAUCUUGGUGUUUGUGUUGAUUGCCAAUGCCUUCAUUGGUUACUACGAAGAGGCGAAGGCCGAAAGUGCCUUGGAUGCGUUGAAGAACACUCUUGCCCUUCACUGCCGUGCAUGGCGUAACAGCAAACUCGUUGAAGUCGAAUCUCGUCUCUUGGUUCCUGGUGACAUCAUCGCUAUCCGUCUCGGUGACAUUAUCCCCGCUGAUUGUCGUCUCCUCGGAGUCGGCGUCACUGGUGAAGAGACUGAAGGUACUCUCCAAAUUGACCAAGCUGCCCUUACUGGUGAAUCCCUCCCCGUCAACAAAGGCAAGGGUGCCAUCGCCUACUCUUCGUCCAUUUGCAAACAAGGUCAAAUGCUUGCUGUUGUCACCAAAACGGGUAUCAACACGUACAUUGGUCGCGCUGCGAACUUGAUUAGCAUCACCAACGACGAAGGUCACUUCCAGAAGAUCAUCAACCACAUUGGUAACUUCCUCAUUGUUAUCUCCCUGCUCAUGGUGGUUAUCAUCUUCAUCGUCCAGAAGGUGGCCCGUGACAUGGCCUUCAAGGAAGCCCUGAAGACAGUCUUGAUUCUUACGAUUGCUGCUAUCCCCGUUGGUCUUCCCACCGUCAUGUCCGUGACCAUGGCCGUCGGUGCCGGACAACUGGCCAAGAAGAAGGUUAUUGUCAAGCGUCUCACUGCCAUUGAAGAGCUCGCAUCCGUCUCUACUCUUUGCUCUGACAAGACUGGUACCCUCACCCUCAACGAGCUCACCUUUGACAAGCCUUACCUUUCCAAGAAAGGAAACACCUCUACUGACUUCGAAGGCACUGGCGAAAGUUACACUGAUCAGGAUCUCCUUACCUACGCUUACAUGGCUUCCGAGCCUGGAGCCCAGGACGCCAUUGAGCUUGCCGUUCGUGGUGCUGCUGAAGAUCGUGUGACCAUCCUCCAGAACCGUACCGAGCAACACAACAUCCCCGGCUACAAAGUCAAUGGUUUCAUUCCAUUCAACCCUACGUCCAAAUACACUGAGGCCACUGUCACCAACCUUGAGACCGGAGAAAAGUUCCGUACUAUCAAGGGUGCUCCUCCGGUCAUCAUUCGCAUGGUUGGUGGACACGAACAGGCUAGCGAGGCUGUUACUGACUUUGCUCGUCGUGGUCUCCGUGCCUUGGGUGUUGCUCGUACAGUUGAUCCCGAAAUGACCAAGUUUGAAAUGGUUGGUAUGAUUUCCCUAUUGGAUCCCCCUCGCCCGGACUCUGCCCACACGAUCGCCGAAUGCAACAAACUUGGUAUUACGGUCAAGAUGAUUACUGGAGACCAAUUGAUUAUCGCAAAAGAAGUCGCCCACCGUCUUGGCAUGGAUCGUGCGAUCUUGGAUGCUCACGCGUUGACUGACAGCCGUCUCGAUGAAGAAGCUCUGACUGACCGUGUUAUCAAGGCUGAUGGUUUCGCUCACGUCAUUCCUGAACACAAAUACCGUGUGGUCGAACUCAUGCAGAACCGUGGUCAGCUAGUCGGUAUGACGGGUGAUGGUGUGAAUGAUGCACCAGCCCUCAAAAAGGCCAACGUUGGUAUCGCUGUUGAAGGAUGUACUGAUGCUGCCCGAUCCGCUGCCGAUAUUGUUCUUUUGGCGUCCGGUCUUUCGACAAUUGUUGACGGUGUCAAGACUUCCCGUGCCAUCUUCCAACGUAUGCGAUCCUAUGCUCUUUACCGUAUUGCAUCCACGAUCCACUUUUUGCUGUUCUUCUUCAUCUCGAUUCUUGUGUUCGACUUCACAUUGCCUGACCGUCUCGUUCUUUUGAUCGCUGUACUCAACGAUGCCGCAACUCUUGUGAUCUCUGUUGACAACGCCAGAAUUUCAAAGCGCCCUGACAAGUGGAGGCUUGGUCAACUGUUGUCUCUCUCGUUCAUUCUUGGAUUCCUCCUUAUGAUUAUCUCUUUCGCGCACUUUUUGAUUGCCAAAUACCACUUCGACGUAGACGAUGACACGCUCAAAACGAUCAUGUACUUGCAGAUUUCUUCUUGCCCUCACUUUGUCAUCUUCUCUACUCGUCUCCCUACGUGGUUCUGGAAGUCUAUCCCAUCACCCGUCUUUGCCUUCGCCAUUAUUGGUACCCAGAUCAUUGCCAUGUUCAUGUCGAUCUACGGUGUGGAAUUCUUCGAAGCUCACCCAAUUGGUUGGGGAUGGGGAGUGUCUGUUAUGUGCAUCUCGUUGGUCAUGUUCAUGAUCCUCGAUAUCGUCAAGGUCUUUGUGAUCAAGAAGUGGUCGUUCGAGCUUACCGCACGGUUGUGGCCUUCACCCAAGCGUCGGGCAGAACUAGAGAAGCGCAUUGCCAGAAAAGUCGAACUCACCCGCGUUAUGGCCAACUGGGCAAAGGCACGAAAGGUUGUCCUUAUGUCCCACGCCAUCCUGGCCUUCAAGUCGAAAAAGACUCUCGCCGCUACCAAAGCAAAUGGCGACUCGUCAACGACUAUCAACGUUACUUACGCCAUCGAAAACGCAUAGACUCAUUCACUGUUUUGGGAACAUUAGCACUUUGGGAUUUUUGGUGUGGGGUCCUGUAAUCAUAUAGUAGUAGUACGUGUUCUCUUGCGUGCGGGCCAUGUAAUAAGAGAGAGAUGGGUAGGCUGAGUGUGGACAAACGGUUCAGAGGGUGGUAGAGGUGGACUAGGCGCUUCAUGUUUUUGUUUCAUAGUGACGUAGAUAGACGAUCUGAACUCUUUGUUUUACGCUCAGCUUGCAUCCUUGUAUUUUGUCAUCUCGUCUUUAAUUAUCUUAUGCGCGCGUGUACAUUUUACAAA
Molecule: messenger RNA, 3227 nt
Organism: Spizellomyces punctatus DAOM BR117
Lineage: Eukaryota; Fungi; Chytridiomycota; Chytridiomycetes; Spizellomycetales; Spizellomycetaceae
Product: plasma-membrane proton-efflux P-type ATPase
Exons: 4
Coding region: 154-2931 (925 amino acids)
Biological process (GO): regulation of intracellular pH; proton export across plasma membrane
Cellular component (GO): plasma membrane
Molecular function (GO): ATP hydrolysis activity; P-type proton-exporting transporter activity; ATP binding
Source: RefSeq, a predicted model, not a curated record